AUGUAUGUGGUCGAGAGCAAAGGUGGAAGCCAUAGGAUGUUAUGCUUACUUUCUCUGUUUUUGCUUUAGGAAGCGUGGCCCGCUAUUAUGAACUCUGCUAGAAAGGACCGAUGGCGUCUUCCUCAACACACUUACCUUGAUUAUUCUAUCACCAAUCUUUUGGCUGCUGUAAUUAUAGCUUUCUCAUUUGGUGAGAUUGGCAAGAGCACACCUGAGUCGCCAAAAUUUCUUAACCCAAACUUUCUCAGGAUUAAUGCUAAGAUACUUUCAAAUAGAAGGAAAAUUUGGCCCUCAAUUAUGUUUGCAAUGGCAGUGGAAAGUAGUUUAGCAUUGGAAAUUAUCCACACAGUAUGCGAUUGGGGCUUUUGUGGUUUAUCUGUGGUGGAAGUCAUUACUUGUAGCAUAACUGUUGUUAUAGGAACAACUCUGAAUUAUUUCUUGGAUGACAAAAUUCUAAUAAGUAAAUCGACCUUUAAGGCCUAUAUCAACGACUGGAAUGGCAGAGGCUGGGCUUCCUGGCUGGAUUGCUAUUGUGGGUUUGGAAAUGGACUUCAGUUUAUGGAGGGUCAGGGUGCUGGGAUAUGCAGCAUUGGCUCAGUGCUGUUCAG
Jatropha curcas is the source of this 608-nucleotide messenger RNA. The record is from RefSeq and is a predicted model, not a curated record. NCBI's taxonomy places the organism in Eukaryota, Viridiplantae, Streptophyta, Magnoliopsida, Malpighiales, Euphorbiaceae.